AUGGAGUUCGAGAUCCUGGGGAUGAACUUGGGGUGCGUGGUGAGAUCGUUGGGGGAGUGGAAGUUCCCCGAGGGCGACUGCCUGCUGCCGCUAAUCUCGAAGCUCCUUGGGUACUGCAUCGUCGCCGCCUCCACCACAGUCAAGGUUCCCCAGGUUGGUGGCUUCCCCAAAUUCCUGCCUAUUGAAGACCGCCUUAUGGGGGGUGAUCUGGGCUCCUUUGUUUUACCCCUUUCAUUUGAUGUGAAUUGGUCGCGCCAAUCUUCGUCUUUUCUAUGGAUUGGUGCCUUUAUAAAUUUGAUUGCCGUCAGUAGCUCACGUUGACAUGGAUUGGUGACGUUGGAGAGAUUGUUUGCUUGUUCACUAUCCUUUUUUGAUUUAUUCUGUGUUUGCUUGUGAAUUGGUGCCUUAAAGAGAGAAAAAAGUUUACAUGACACGAUUAACUCAGAUUGGUUCAUAUAUUUGCCUAAGUCUUCGCAUUUCUUCCUGCUGGAUAACUUGAGUUCACGAAAUUUAGAGAUUCUUAUAUUGUUGGAACGAAGCCUGGACACCACACUUUUACAUACAAAAAUUGCUUGUUUAGUCUAAUAUGCUUUUGAAAGGUUAAUUGAGCAUCUUGUGGUAAAAACAAUGGCCAUUUACUUAUCAAGCCUAAGCUUUUGUUCCGUGGGUGGAGUCCGUGAACAGAGACUAAGCCUGUUAGUUUGCUGGAAAGACUGCGAUGCUCCAUCUACGAAUUUAUAAACAGAAGUUCAGGGGGUCGAGGCGGGUAGAUCUGGCCACCCUCAUAAAUUAUCCUCGCCAUUUUCCUUCUGAGAUUGUCCUCAUCUUUCUCUGAUGUUCUACUUGUCUUUCUUCUUCUCUCGUCGGGAAGUUUGGUCUGCCUCCAAAGAGACUGGAGAAGGGGCCUGGAAAAGUUCCUAUCAAUUAUAAUGGUUUCCCCUUCAUUAAAUGAGCUUUUUCAGACAAAUAUCAUCUCCUGUUCCGGUCAGGCAAUUUUUCGGAUUCCUUGGAUACAUAUUAUCUACUCUGGUAUCUGCCAUCAUUCUCUGCUUGAUUUUUCUUAUACAUUUACAACAUGUUCUCUCGUUUCUGUAUUUCAUUCCAGGGAGUGUAGUAAUUGAGUAUCAUGUCGGCUUUUGUAGUAAGCCAAUUGGUUGCUCUCGAUGGCUUCCUGAUUCCUCCCUAAAAGCACUGCUAUUCUUGUUGCUUUGCCAAUCCCUCUUCCAUGUCUUUUCGGGAUAGUCUCUGCACAAGUGCACUUGGAAAAGACCAAGACUAAGAUUUUUCAGACAUGAAUAUCUGAUAUCAAUCUGCUAAGCAGUGUCUCUAUGCCCAUCUUGAAAUUUGCGUAAUCACAUCUGGAUUCAUUCCAUGGUUCAUUGAAGACUUUGCCUUCGGGUUGUGGUGCAUUAAGUUUGCCAUUUCUCUAUUGCUAUUUAUAUAAUCGAUCCUUCUUUUAAUUUUUCAGAUAUACAAGAUUUUGAAGAAUAAUAGUGUCAGGGGCCUUAGUGUUGCAGCAUUUGAGCUGGAGGUGGUUGGAUUCACUAUUGCGUUAUCAUAUUGCCUUCACAAAGGUCUUCCUUUUUCGGCUUAUGGCGAGCUACUUUUUCUUCUUAUUCAAGGUAUAUGUGGGAAAAAAAUUCAACCCAUUAUUUGAUACCCAUUUUUAUUCUCUGCUCUUUUAGUCUUUCGAUUUUCGGAGAUCCUUGAACGCUUGAGGUUUUUCUUGUUUCAUUGCAGCCAUAGUUCUGGUUGCUAUCAUUUAUUAUUAUUCACCACCAGUCGGAACCAAAACAUGGAUGAAGGCAUUGCUGUAUCCUUCACUAAGUUCGCCUAGGAACUCAGUUCGGAUCUUCACAUAAGUUAAAAAUAAUAAUUCAAGAUCAGCAUAAAGUGUUUUACUAUCAUGUGAAGUUUAUACAUUUCUUCUCUUUUGUUGUCAAUUAAUUCCUUGUCAGAUAUUGUGGCGUAGCACCGACCAUUCUAGCUGGUAAUAUUGAUCCUUUUCUCUUCGAAGCACUAUAUGUGAGUUGCACAUUCUGUCAACACUAUAUUUAUCUCAUUAGAAUGCUACACAAGGAUAUUGAUUUCUUGAUCAAGCACAUUAUGCGUUAUUGCCAAUAUUCCUCUAAUGUGGUAUUUGCUUACAGGCUUCUCAACAUGCAAUAUUCUUCAGUGCCAGGGUCCCUCAAAUAUGGACAAAUUUUAAGGUCAGGGAACGUUGUUCUCUUUAAAUUCUUAUAUACUUGAUGAAUACCAUAUAGCAACAGUUUUUCUUUAAUCUCCUUCGUACUGUAAGACUGCCCCUGUGUUAAAUGACAUUUUUUUCUUUGGUUCUUCAAUUGUAUUUGCAGCUCAUGAGUAGAGGUGUUCUGAAUCAUUGAAAUUGAAGGUUUCGGAGCACCAAAUAAUUAAUAAAAUUCAAAAAUUCAGAAAUAGAUGUCCAUGCACGACGAUACUAGUCUACACUAGGAAGAUGUUGGCUGUGCGAGGAACCCAUUUCUCUCAAAACUGCAGGCUUUUGUCUUUCAUCAUUAAAAAAAAUCCGAGCUUACUCUACAUCCAUAAAAGUAACGUUGUUUCUUCUGGAACUUUCUGUAUUAUGAAUAUUUGAUUAUCCCUUUCGUUCCAUUCUAGGGCUGUUUGAUAUAUAUAUAUAUAUAUCAUAUGAAAAUGUCUUCUCUACGUUUGUAUUUUUUCUUUGGUGUUUAUUCAAUGCAUGCGUGUAGUCUAAGCUAUUCUUUCAUAUGUAUACAUGCACUGAUCGCUAUUUGGGCUAUUGGUUUCCAUAGCUCCAAUUUCUAGUAAUGCGGAUUAAGAUGCGAAACGAGUCUCGAUUGCCAUUUCACUUUGACCGUAUGUCCCACUUUUAACUCGUGGAGGAGAAACUGUGUUUUCACCUGUCAGACAUUAUAAGAGAAAACAUUUCUUGGUAUCAAUCUGAGAAGUUCAUCAUUGUCAUCACUAAUUAUGUUAUUAUCUUUAUCAUCAUUGUGCCAAGCUACCAUUAUCUUCAAAACUCUAGAGGGAUCAAGUGAUGUAAAUAACUAUUCAAACUUUAGGUUCCAAUGUUGUUGCGUCAAGGCACAUUUGGUGAUAUGGAAAUUGAUAGGGGGUUAGUUGCAAGAUUUUUAUUUAUAUAGUCGAAUAACAACUUGUUGGUGAUGCUUGGUAGUUCAAUUUUUUUGUCGCUCCAAACGGAGAAUGUGACAUACCUUUUCUUUUGAGGAACAUUUCUUUAGAUGACUUUUUAUUUGUUUAUUAUAGUUCUUUGUUAUUUUAGUUUUUUUGAAGUGAACUGCCACAGUUGAUGCACAGUGGAACGACUUAUUGAUAAUGCCGUGGAUUUAUUCUGGGAAAAGAUGGUGCUUGUGGUCUAUGGUCUUAAAUUGAAAAUUUGAAGAUAAUUAGAUUAGAGAAAUUGCAAGAAUCGCAGGACUGUAAAAUUAACAAGCAGAACUUACAGGAGCUUGUAUUAAGACUUAAGGUUAAUGGCUUUUACAAUUCAAGUAAAAAUAGGUCAAUGUAACUAUAGUUAUUGAUGAUCGGAGAGAUCUCCUGCAAGUUUUAUGUUAAACAGAAACAAUGCUAUCGUUUGAUACUCACUGGAUCUUUGCUAAUUCCCGAGUGAUAGUUCAAUUUUUUUAUUCUUGAUUCUGAUCAAUGAUGCAUUUGACAUUUUCUUUGUUGAAUUGUAAGCACCAAUCUCUUUUCUUGAUUAUCCCACGAAACACUCAUCCUUCUUAGUAUUGCAACUGUGGAUUUUCCCUAUGAUACAUACUCUCAAAUUCAGCUGACUAUGACUGAAAAUGCUUCAUCAUGUUAAUACAUCGUGCAUAUUUUGACCAGAACAAAAGCACUGGGGAGCUCAGCUUCUUAACUUGUCUUAUGAAUUUUGCCGGCUCUAUGGGUGAGGAAACCCACCCUGCAAGAACGCUGGUAGAGUCCGUUCUUUAGUUUGGGUCCGUCUGACUGCCAUUUUUAUCAUUUGCAGCAAGGGUUUUUACUGGCUUGCAAGAAAGAGCACCUACAAGUGGUAUCCUUUUGCUCUGUUCUAGUCUUUGGUCAUUUUAUAUUAAAAGCCACCUAGGUUUUUCUUGGAAUAUCUAGUGAUGCCUUUGAUCAAUGCACUCUCAAUGUACUAGUUUCUUUUCUAGUUGAUAUAUGCUUUUGCAUUCUAUUCCCCUACCCAAACAAUUAAAAUCUGGCGUCCAUGGAAAGACAGGAGAGAAAAGGAACCUCUUUACAUAAACCCCCAUCUCCGAAUCCAACCCUAAGGGUCAAACUUUACAGGGUCAAACCCUGUAAUCAUGUCCUUGGAUUUUAGUAUCUUGAAAUCAUAGUAAAACAUGUGUCGGACGUUACUGAAUUUUUGUUCCAUGAAGAAUGCACAAGAAGAUGGGAAAUGUAUUUCUUUCCUCGCGGAAUUCUAGAAUGUAGAUCAGUCUGAACUCUUUUAGCCUCGAUCAGCUGUUCUACACCAACCCUUCUCAUUGUAGGAAAGCUAGCAUCCUAGAGACGUUGAUAAGGCAAAUCACUUUCCUUUUCGUUUUAGAUUGCUUUAUGAUGCAUCAAGAGCCAUUUUUUUCAGAUUUUUCUUUGAGCAUGAUGCCGUUCCCAGAAAUUCUCACCCUCUUCUCUCCAAAGUAUUUUCUUAAUGAAAAUGAAAAGAAAAUAAUCUUAUUCAAGAGCAGAUUACAUGCUUUCUUUGCAUUUUAUUUAUCCCUUGACGCUACUAAAGUGGUCUUGGGUUCUGUGCUGGGCAUCCUGACAAAUGGGACGAUCCUGAGUCAAAUACUAAUAUACCAGAAACCGCCUGUGGAGAAACAGAAGAAAUCACAGUGA
Molecule: messenger RNA, 4845 nt
Organism: Spirodela intermedia
Lineage: Eukaryota; Viridiplantae; Streptophyta; Magnoliopsida; Alismatales; Araceae
Source: the annotation of a GenBank genome assembly